Leptopilina boulardi is the source of this 3610-nucleotide messenger RNA. Its product is annotated as 1-phosphatidylinositol 4,5-bisphosphate phosphodiesterase-like. The transcript has 19 exons. Bases 170 to 3406 code for a protein of 1078 amino acids. Gene Ontology annotation, biological process: lipid metabolic process; phosphatidylinositol-mediated signaling. Gene Ontology annotation, molecular function: calcium ion binding; phosphatidylinositol-4,5-bisphosphate phospholipase C activity. Lineage: Eukaryota; Metazoa; Arthropoda; Insecta; Hymenoptera; Figitidae. The record is from RefSeq and is a predicted model, not a curated record.
CAGUUCAUCUGUCAUACGUGAAAUGACAGGAUGAUUUUUAUUUAAAAUUUAUUUAAUAAAAAAAAAUUUAUAUAUAAUUAAUAUUCUAAAAAAAAUUAUUUAAAUUUAUUUAUUUAAAAAAAAAAUAAUUUAUAUUUAAUAUUUAAAAACAAAAAAGAAGAAGAAGAAAAUGACAAAAAAAUUCGAAUACAAUUGGCAAAUUGAAACGCCUGAAUUUAUGAGAAAAGGAUGUAUUUUUGACAGAUGGUACGAGGACAAAGAUAACACUGAAUUUGAAGCCGAUUGUUUAUUUAAAGUCGAUGAAUAUGGUUUUUUUAUUUAUUGGAAAAGUGAAGGAAAGGAGGGUGAUGUUAUUGAAUUGGCUCAAGUCUGUGAUAUAAGAUACGGUGGAACACCAAAGGAUCAAAAAUUAAUGAAUAAAUGUAGUAAACAUGGAACAUUGGAGCAAUUGGAUGAAAAAAGUUUGACAAUAUGUUCUGGAGUUGAUUAUACAAAUAUUAUUUAUAAUCAUGUGGUUUGUCCCGAUGCACAAACUGCGAAGGAUUGGCAAGCGGGAUUACGAAAAGUUACACACAAUACAAAAGCAAGUAAUGUUUGUCCCACAACGCAAUUAAUGAAACAUUGGAUGAAAUUGUCAUUCCAAGUGGAUGCAAAGGGAAAAGUUCCAGUGAAAGUGAUAACAAAAACAUUUGCAUCGGGAAAAACGGAAAAAUUAAUUUAUCAAGGAUUACAAGAAUUGGGCCUUCCAAAUGGAAAAAAUGAUAAAAUUGAAAAGGAAGCAUUUGUUUUCGAAAAAUUUAAGGCUCUUUAUUUUAAAGUUUGUCCUCGAAAUGAUAUCGAGGAAUUGUUUCAAUCCAUAACAAAGGGCAAAGCAGAAUUUAUUAAUUUACAACAAUUUGUAACAUUUAUGAAUGAAAAACAAAGAGAUCCGAGACUCAAUGAAAUUUUAUAUCCACUUUACACUGAGAAGAGAUGUACGGAAAUAAUUAAUGACUACGAGCCAGACGAUAAAUUAAAAUCAGAACAAAAAAUUAGCAAAGACGGUUUCAUAAAAUAUUUAAUGUCCGACGAGAAUGCUCCGGUAUUUUUGGAAAAAUUAGACGAAUGGAUGGACAUGGAUCAGCCACUUUGUCAUUAUUAUAUUAAUUCAAGUCACAAUACUUAUCUUAGUGGAAAACAAAUUGGCGCAAAAAGUACAGUCGAAAUGUACAGACAAGUUCUUCUCGCUGGUUGCAGAUGCGUGGAAUUGGAUUGUUGGGAUGGUAAAACACCAGACGAUGAACCAAUAAUAACACAUGGAAAAGCAAUGUGCACUGAUAUUUUAUUUAAAGAUGUUAUUUAUGCAUUGAGAGACACUUGCUUUGUGACAUCUGAUUAUCCAGUUAUUUUAAGUAUUGAAAAUCAUUGCUCAUUAAAAAAUCAAUAUCGACUCGCUAAAUAUUUUGAUGAUAUUUUGGGCGAUUUAUUGCUCAAGGAGCCACUCAAAGAUUAUCCAUUGGAGCCAGGACAACCGCUACCGCCACCAAGUGCAUUGAAACGAAAAAUUCUAAUAAAAAACAAAAGAUUAAAACCGGAAGUGGAAAAAGUUGAAUUGGAACUUUUUCGCUCGGGACAAUUUGAAGCUAAAGAUGAAGUUGUUGAGGAUCCAAAUGCACCGGCACCACCACCACAAGAACCACCACCAGAACCUGCUCCUGGAGCUCCUGGAGAAGCUCCACCGGAAGGAGCUGAAAAUGCACCGGUACACACAGGAAGUACAAUGGCUUGUCAUCCUUGGCUCUCGUCAAUGAUUAAUUACGCUCAACCAAUUAAAUUUCAAAGUUUCGAUACUGCAUUGAAGAAAAAUAUUCAUCACAAUAUGUCAUCAUUUUCGGAGACAGCGGCUUUGAAUUAUUUAAAAACAUCUGGAGUUGAAUUUGUCAAUUAUAAUAAACGACAAAUGAGUCGAAUUUAUCCCAAGGGAACAAGAGUUGAUUCUUCGAAUUAUAUGCCUCAGGUUUUUUGGAAUGCUGGUUGCCAAAUGGUUGCGCUAAAUUUUCAAACGCCAGAUUUACCAAUGCAAUUGAAUCAGGGAAAAUUUGAAUUUAAUAAUACAACUGGAUAUUUAUUGAAGCCGGAAUUUAUGAGAAGAACUGACAAAUCUUUUGAUCCCUUCUCUGAAGAUGUCGAUGGUGUCAUCACGGCGACUUGUUCUGUUCGAGUAAUUGCGGGACAAUUUUUAUCCGAUAAAAAAGUUGGAACCUAUGUGGAAGUUGAUAUGUAUGGUUUGCCAGCCGAUACAAUAAAAAAAGAAUUUCGAACACGUCUUGUUGGUGGCAAUGGAUUGAAUCCAGUUUAUAAUGAGGAACCAUUUGUUUUUCGAAAAGUUGUACUUCCCGAUUUGGCGGUGCUUCGUUUUGGUGUUUAUGAAGAAAGUGGAAAAUUACUUGGACAAAGAAUUUUACCAUUGGACGGUUUACAAGCUGGCUAUCGUCAUAUUUCAUUGAAAACUGAGGCCAAUUUUCCAAUGGCAUUGCCAAUGUUAUUUUGUAAUAUUGAACUUUCAAUUUAUGUUCCCGAUGGUUUUGGAGAUUUUAUGGCAAUGCUUUCUGAUCCGGGAGCUUUUACGAAAGGGGCUGAAAAACAAGAUGCAGCAAUGAAGGGAAUGGGAAUUGAAAAAACUGACGCAAAAACAGAAGAAAAGAAGAAAAAAGAAGAGGAAGCUAAAGCCAAGGAAUUUAAAAUUGAACCAAUCACACCUGAGACAUUAAGAAGAGAAAAACAAUUUAAAUUGGGAAAGAAGCACAAUAAAGAUAUGGAUACUUUGAAGAAAAAACACGCCAAGGAGAGGCAAGCGAUGCAAAAAAAUCAUAUUGCCGCCAUUGAAAGAAUAUCCAAGGGAAAAGAUAAAAAUUCAUUAAUAAACGACGGUAGCGUGAAACAAAUGGCAAUUGAACAAACAACAGAAUGGACGACAAUGGUGGAAAAACAAAGAAAAGUUGAAUGGGAACUUCAUCAGCAACAAGUAAUUGCGAGUCGCGAGGAAAUGAAGAGAUUAAUUGAAAUUGUUCAAAUUAAUCAAACCAAACAAUUGCAAGCAAAACAUGACAAGGACAUUAAGGACAUGAAUACGGCUCAAGUAAAGGCUUCGGUUGAAACAGCAAAAGAAGUGAUGAAUGAUAAGGCAUUGAAAACAAAAGGUGAAAAAGAUCGAAGACUUCGUGAGAAGAAGCAAGCGAACACAAAGAAAUUUCUCGAUGAAAGGAAAAAUGUUACAAUAAAACAGGGACGAGAAAAGGAAAAAUUAAAAGUAACACACGAAAAACAAGUUGUUGAACUCGAUAAAAUGAUUGACGAUACAAUCGAAAAAUACAAGAACGAAUUAAUUCAAUCGGAAAUAGUAUCGAAAACGGAAUUUUAUGUCUAAAAAAAAAAAAAAAUAAGUAAAAUAAUAAUUUAUAUAAUUAAUAUUUCAAAAUAAUACAAAAAAAAAAAAAAAAUUUCUUUUUUCAUGAAAAAAAAAAUUCCUACUUUGUAUCUUUAUAUUAUAUAUAUUUUAAGAUACAAUUUUAAAAAUAAUUUCCCUUUUUUUUUGCAAUUAUAUAUUUACAAAUAUAUUUACAAAAAAAUA